AUGGACAGUUUAUCAAGACAUCUCUUAGACAAAGUUCUCUUCGGCAUAGAUCUCAGAUCUCUGGCGAUGAUGCGUUGCACAAAUAGAUCUCUCAACUCGCAUAUUACACACGACCCGUAUUUUAACUCUGAAUACUUUUCUCUGAUCGAAUCCGGUUUGUUCCAUAUCUCCUCCACUUAUCGCUCAAAUUUGCUCUCCUACCACCCUUUCCGCGAUUCUAGGUCAACGAGAAUCACAAAGACCGGCUUAAAGGAGUGUCAUAUCUUGGGAUCUUGCUCUGGCCUUCUUCUACUCUUCAUUGACGACUGUCUAUGCGUCGUAAAUCCCAUUACGGAGAAGUUUCGGUUCUUGAACAACUCUAGGAUGAUGGAAUUCGAUAGGGUAACGAGUCAUCCAAAACCUGUUUGUCAGGGCAACAAAAAGCACAUCGGGUUCGCAGUUGAUCAAAUCGGUCGAGCCACUCACGGUUUCAAACUCGUCCGCAUGUUCUCGGACUUAGUAUACGGUGAAAGGAAGUAUAGGUUCGAGAUUUACGCCGGGGAUUCGUGGAGGCUUUCGAAAACGGUGAUUACUUGCCCCGCAAGCGACCUAGAUUAUGACCGUAUGAAAAGCCCUGUUUACUUCGACGGAUCUGUUCACUGGCUAAGACAAGACGGAAGCAUCGUAGCUAUCAACCUGGAAACGGAGCACGCACGACUGAUUCCGAUCGAGUUCCCCCAUGGAUUGAGUUUGAAAGCGCUCUUCGCCGCCGGUGAUGGUAACCUAGUUUUGGUAUCAGCAACGAAGGAAGUCAUUUACGUUUAUGCCCUCGAGGAUAUUCUCAGUGAUCCCAAGUGGGUCCUCGUGACGCAGAUCCGGAACGUAGUGCCGCUGGACGAAACGAGGCGUGAUUAUCGGAGCGUGGAGGCUUACGACGGUAAGUGUUUAGUGUUGGUCUCUAAGAAGAAUGACAACCGAGUGAUUCACGUGUACGACUUGAGUGCUAACAAGUGGAAAGUCAUGGGUUCGAUUCCAGAGGUCGACGCAAAUCGAGAUGUUUUUAAGUUUACACCGUCGAUGUCUAAUGUGGUAGGACUUGAUCAGAUAUUGGCUAGUGAUGAUUAUCGCAUCUCCACUCUAAGCUCAAUUAUGGGACUUAUUAAUGGAAAAACCUCAUCAGAAACAGUGGAAAAGCAACUUAGAAAAAGAAUGGCUGAAGCAGGAACGAAGAAACUGGUGAGACAAGUUCGUCCAAAACUUUUUAAGGCAAAAAGAUUGAUUUUGUAA
Messenger RNA from Thlaspi arvense, 1266 nucleotides. The record is from the annotation of a GenBank genome assembly. NCBI's taxonomy places the organism in Eukaryota, Viridiplantae, Streptophyta, Magnoliopsida, Brassicales, Brassicaceae.